This is a messenger RNA of Erpetoichthys calabaricus (reedfish), 3239 nucleotides long. Its product is annotated as MARVEL domain-containing protein 2. The record is from RefSeq and is a predicted model, not a curated record. Lineage: Eukaryota; Metazoa; Chordata; Cladistia; Polypteriformes; Polypteridae. Gene Ontology annotation, cellular component: cytoplasmic vesicle; bicellular tight junction; apical plasma membrane. Bases 153 to 1838 code for a protein of 561 amino acids. The transcript has 9 exons. Gene Ontology annotation, biological process: bicellular tight junction assembly.
CAUGUUUUGUAGAAUAUCAGGAAAAGCGAGACCGUUCAGCUACUAAACAGAGUCAAGAUUCUAGUAUCUCCCAAGAUCCUUUUCAGCAAGGACAUGUAAAGUCUGAGUGAAACAACCCCUAAAGUUCCAUUGCUGAGCACAAAGUACUUCAAAUGUCUGCUGGAAGAACAUCUUCUGGGUUGCAGUCAGGGGUUUCCCAUGACAUCCGUAUUGAUCGAAUAAGAGGUCCCCAUUAUGAUGAAGUUGCUGUAGAUCCACCUGUCCCUUUGCAAGAGACUAGGGAAAGCAACUGCACUUUGAAUUCAGAGCCUCUGCCACCACCCCCUCUGCCUAUUCAGCCGCCAGUUGGGGCAGAGUUUUACCCAAGUGAGAAUGAUGAGCCUGUUGAAGAUCUAGACCUGAAGCCCAUUCGUCGUUUUAUUCCAGACUCGUGGAAAAAUUUUUUCAGGGGCAGCAAGAACAAGAACCAAUGGGAAAUGCCAAACUUGAAUAAUCAUUCUAACAGUGAUGGCGUGCAGUGCUCACCUCCUGCUUCUCCAACACCAUCUGUUCGUAACCAGAAAUCAGUUGCUAGUUCCUACCGAGAUCCGUAUGGAGGUUCUGGUGGCAGCUACAACUCCCGCAAAGACAGAGAAGUCAUGAUACCUCAUGAGCCUUAUGAUUCUUUGGACAGGAGGACUUAUCGCACAGCAAUGACUUACAGUGAAAAAUUAGAAGCCUAUGAGAUGAAAUACUCUUUUAUGAAGUCCUGGCCUGGCCUCCUGAGAAUACUUUGCAUUUUUGAACUGCUUCUCGGUGCUGCUGUCUUUGCCUGUGUCUGUGCCUACAUUCAUAAGGAUAAUGAAUGGUACAACAUGUUUGGUUACUCACAACCAUACAGUUAUGCUGGUAGUAGUAUGAGUGGAGGCUACUACUACAGUGGACCUAAAACCCCUUUCAUUCUGGUUGUGGCAGGGCUGGCUUGGAUUGUUACUGUGAUCCUCCUUGUUCUUGGUAUGACCAUGUAUUAUCGUGCUAUUCUCUUGGGAUCAAACUGGUGGCCAUUAACAGAGUUUGGCCUGAAUGUGUCUCUCUUCAUUUUAUAUCUGUCUGCCGCCAUUGUUUAUGUGAAUGAUAUUAACCGGGGAGGACUUUGCUAUUACCCUUUGUUUAACAAUGGAAUAAACGGUGCUUUUUGCCGCAUUGAAGGAGGCCAGACAGCAGGAGCAAUUUUUCUCUUUGUCACAAUGUUCAUAUAUAUCAUCAGUGCAAUCGUCUGUCUUAAGCUUUGGAGGCAUGAGGCAGCAAAAAAAUUUAAGAAAUACAUGGAGCAAGAGAUGAAGUCAACUCAGAUAACUGGACAAAAUGCAAUGGUCUCAGAAGUUCCCGAUGGGCAAAUGAAACCUCAAAGAGUUGUUCACAAAGAGUACAAAGAUGUGGAGGUAAAACCAGAAAUUCUAAAUGGGCAUAUUCCUUCAGGAUACAUCCCCAAGCCUUUAGUGAUGCCAGAUUAUAUAGCAAAAUACCCCACCAUUCAUAGUACUGAAGAGCGAGAUCGUUAUAAAGCUGUGUUCAAUGAUCAGUACUCUGAGUAUAAAGAACUUAAUGCAGAGGUCCAAGCAAUGAGCAAGAAAAUCGCAGAACUGGAUGCUAUGGUGAAAAAGCUGCCUCAUUUUUCUGAAAACAAAAUGGAGCAUGAACGAAUUAAUAAAAUUCUUGAAGAAUUUCAAAGAAAAAAAAAUGAUCCUUCAUUCUUGGAGAAAAAAGAGCGGUGUGAAUAUCUGAAAAAUAAAUUAUCCCAUAUCAAACAAAAAAUUCAAGAAUAUGAUAAAGUUAUGGACUGGAAUGAUGGCUACUGAUAAUUAAAAUGAUCAACAGUAAGCAAAUUGCAGACUACCAGAACCUGUCAAACUGAAGAGUCUGUGUAAAUUUGUGCUUUAUGUACAGUUUUACUAGUAAACACAGAGUACAUGCUAUAUUAAGUUCUUGUUAAUAAAUUACAGUUUUUGCAUAAAACCUCAACUACUUAAAAUAAUUUUUGUUUGAUUAACAAAUAAUCUUACAGAGGCCCUUGCUGUUAAACUAAAUAUGUAAGAGUUACAGUAUAUUAUAUUAUAUAUUAUAUUUUAUAUAUAUGUAUGUAUAUAUAAAACCCCAUUUGAAGUGUUGUUUUUACCUUACUAUAGUUUACUAAAAAUAAAAACUACAUGAACAUGCAAAAAAUUAGAAGAUGUUGAUUAAUGAUUUCAGUUUUUAAACUGACAUGUUUACAAACCAAAAUAUAUUUGUAAUAACAAUUAUUACACUUUUUACUAUUUAGGGUUGCCAUAUAAUAAAAUAUUCUGUUACUUUAUUGGAAAAAUAGUUCAAACAGUGUAAUUGUAUUCAACCUGAAAAAAAGCUUCACUUCCAGAUUACUUAUGCUUGGUCAGAUGUAGAACAAGAGAAUUUUACAGGUAAAAGAGGCAAUAUUGAGUGAUUAGACACCAGAACUGUUUUAUUGCCAUUCUGCUUAUUAGAAAAUGUUUUUCAUAGAUAAGGAAUUUCUUCUUUCACUGUGAAAAUGGAUGCAUAUUCAUCAUAUACUGUAUGUAAGGCAUGAUGACAAACUUGUACAACAUCUACAGUAAACUUCUAGGUUUUGUUGUAUUAAGUAUAUGUACACAUAUGUAUAAAAAAUGUAUAAAAAAAUAGUAUGAUGGGGGGAUCAUGUUUGAUGUCCAGCUGCAGUGAUAAUCGGAAAUGCCAUGUUUGUCUUGCUAUGUUUUGCAAACAUCUUUAUUAAAGUCAGAUUUAACAGGAUUAGUGUGUGGUAUCCAAGUAAAAUUUACUUGUACCUUAUUUGUAAAUAGCAUAAUGUGUUAUUGAAUGCUCAGGUCUAAUGUACAAAUUACAUUUUUUUACAUUCAGGAAUUUAUUAAAAAUGAAAUUUACAAAAGUUCAUUAACCUGCACCACUGAUUUAACCAUAUGAUGUUUAAUAUAUUGAGCUUUAAUAUGGAAGACAUUAUGCAUUUAUGGUGUAAGUUGUAUGUGCUGUGUAGUCAUUCAAAGGCUCUGGGAAAUUACCAUUAUACUGUAGUUUGUUGUUCUUGAGUUGGAGCUUAAAUAGUGAGAUAUUUUAUAUGCCAGUGAUCUUUAAGGACACUACCAAAAGUGUCAUUAUGUAAAAUACUGGAAAUUAUUUUGCAGCUGAAAUUAUAUUCUAUCAAUUUUAUUUUUUUUUAAGAUGCAAAUAAAAUGUUUUUAUUCAUGUUUUGA